GAGAACUUCCGAUUUUAUUCCUAUUGCAAAAGAGUGAGUAGCAUUGCAAUAAAAGUCAGUGUUAAAUUUUAUAGAUCUAGAUCUAGAAAAAUUCUAUCUAGAUAUAGAAUCUAGAUCUAAUUGACAUAGAUCUAGAUAUCAUGCCUAAAUCAGAAGAAUCUUCUUAUCCGUUUUGCCCGGACGAAGGAAAAUAUGAAAAGCUAGCCAAAAUCGGUCAAGGAACAUUUGGCGAGGUGUUCAAGGCUAGAGAUAAAAAGACAAAGACUGUAGUAGCCAUGAAAAAAGUUUUAAUGGAAAAUGAAAAGGAAGGGUUUCCCAUCACAGCACUUAGAGAAAUCAAAAUUCUUCAAGUCUUAAAAAAUGACAACAUUGUAAACUUGCUGGAAAUCUGCAGAAUUAAAGCCACACCAUACAAUCGUUACAAGUCCACUGUGUACCUCGUGUUUGAGUUCUGUGAGCACGACCUGGCAGGUCUUCUCAGCAACCCACAGGUCAAGUUCAGUUUGGCAGAGAUCAAGAAAGUCAUGCAGCAGCUGCUGAAUGGUCUCUACUACAUCCACAGCAACAAAAUAUUACAUCGAGACAUGAAGGCAGCAAACAUUCUUAUCACUAAGGCUGGAAAGUUGAAACUGGCUGAUUUUGGCCUCGCAAGGGCAUUCAGUGACAAGUUAAACCGCUACACAAAUCGAGUGGUAACGCUUUGGUACCGCCCUCCAGAGCUCCUUUUGGGGGAAAGAAAUUAUGGACCUGCCAUUGAUCUGUGGGGUGCUGGCUGUAUUAUGGCAGAAAUGUGGACGAGAAGCCCCAUCAUGCAAGGCAAUACUGAGCAGCAUCAGCUAACUUUGAUUAGUCAACUUUGUGGUUCCAUUGUGCCUGAAACCUGGCCAGGUGUCGAGAAACUUGAACUUUUUUCAAAAAUAGAACUCCCCAAAGGUCAGAAGAGGAAGGUGAAGGAACGUCUUCAUGGCUACGUCAAAGAUCAGUAUGCUCUUGACUUGCUUGACAAGCUUCUCUCCCUUGACCCAUCCAAGAGAGUCAAUUCCGAUGAUGCCCUGAACCACGAUUUCUUCUGGGUAGAUCCAUUGCCACAAGAUCUGAACCACAUGCUUUCACGCUACAAUAAGUCCAUGUUUGAGUAUCUGGCGCCACCAAGAAGGCGUGCCCCAAUCAACCAACCUCCGCAGGCUCCAGGCGUUGUCAGGCCAGCUGGACAUAAUCCAGACCAACAUUUUGAAAGAAUUUUUUGAUAUGGUGCGUUUUAGCUGUGAAUAAAGAAAAACUUUUCAAAUUGAGGAAUUGACCUUUUAACAUUCAUUGCAAGAGUGGACUUUUUACUUCACUCAGCAGGGAUUAAACCAUUCUAAUGCUAUUGCUGUGACGGAGAUAGUCAACCAAGGAAGCUAUUGGUGAUGGAGAUCAACAUGGCAAUAAAUUGUGGUGCGUGUAAGAGACACAAAGCUACUCUUCUGUUGCACAUAGUUUUAAAUAGGUCACAUCAUUGGCUAGAGUUAACAAAAACAAUCUCAGACAGGACUUGGAGUUCUCUGAAUUAUGAUCUUCGCUUUCGCAAGAAAUUAUCAACCGUUGAUCAGAAAUUUUACAUCAACCUCAUUUCCUUAACGUAAAGUAUUUAAUUUAUUUCUUUAAAAAAAAAAAUGCUUUAGGAAAAUGACAUUAUUAGUGAAAUAACUUUUAGAUCAUAUUAUGAUGUUACAAUUGAACUCAUGAAGCUAAUUACAGUGCAUAAUUAAGUUAACAUUUCAAAUAUAUUAAAUUUUAUCCCUGGGUUUUUUAAAGUCAAAGAAUGAUUCAAACUACAAACACUCUGAGCACUUCUUCUUUAUUGUUUCCUAACAAGAAACACUGUGAGAGCCUCUUUUAUAUUGUUUCUUAACUGUAGGGCAAAUGUUUUUUUUUCUUUUCUUUGUUAUAAUUUCAUUCAGAAGUCUUAAUUACCUUGUAAUAAUGUUUUUCCCCGUCAUAUUCUUUUUUGUUACUAUCGGAUCUCAUAGAACACCAUUGAGUCCUGGUUGUUAAGGAAUUGUUUGAUAUGGGGCUAAUAUUUCAUUGUAUCAUUGAUGCUGACUGCUUGUAUGAUAAUGUAUGUAUAUUGUUUUAUUCUUUGUACUUAGUGAUAUAUUAUUUAUCAGUGCUUUUUUGAGACGUAUGCGCUAGUACGUGUACAGGGAACCUUUUUCAAUGUGUGGAAAAAAUUAUUACUUUUUUUGUAUUUUAACGGUGAUUAAUUUAUUAGUAGUUAAAAGUUAGGCGAUCCAUCACUGAGUACCGGCCUUUUUUUUUUUUACAAAAAAAGCGCUGUUAUUUAUGAUAGCAAAACAAAUUAAAUUCUGGUAUCAAACAUUAGUUUCUGAUCUAGACUCAUUCAUUUUCUGGUCAUAUAUAAAAAUAUUUGUCAAAUAGCUGCGGCAUCGUUGCUCAAUAAAAUAAACAUUGUUUAUCCUAAUGUUGGGCCUUGACUGGGAUAUUGGAGGACCUAAACCUAAUGGGUGCAACAUUAAUUAGUUGCUGUUGGCUUAUGAACUUGUUAAAACAAAUAUCUGCUGAGAUAAGCAAUAAGGAAAGAGAUUCAAAUGAUUGAUGCCGCCGCGCUGAACAUUAAUUUGUUGCUGUUAAUAUGUGAAUUUAUAACUAAAUUUUUUUUGUGUAUGAAACAUAAUGGAACAUGUAUGUUAAAAUUUCUGAGUUUGUCCAUCAUAUUGGAAGUUUAAAAAGACAGCACAAAUUGUUUUUUGUUUAGUUAGUAAGAAAAUAAUAGUGAUUUUAUUCUACUUUUGGUUAAAUUUUAAGUUUUAUGGCUAAAAAUAUAAAAUCUACCUUUAUAUGUUGUGCAGAAUGUUUUAUUUGGAAAUUUAGGAUCAAAUGUUACUUGAGAGUGUUAUUUUGGAAAUUUGUUGUUACUUGAAAAAAUAUACUAAUGUAGUCAUGUUUUUUUUUUUUUACCAAGUUACAAAUUAUGCUGUUGCUGUCUGUGAAGUUAACGAAGAAUUAUUUGAUUUCAUACACUGCAAUGUAAUAAAUGUUUCUCACUAUUUAAUAAUUAAGCUUUUUUUUUUUUUUUUUUUCAUUUUAUCAUAAUCUCUGUCUGAGGUCCUGUUUGGCGUCUCGGUUCUGGGGAGUCUUUCAGUCUUGCCCAUCUGCUUCCUAAUUUCUGUGCCACCCUCUUUUUCUUUUGCAAUGUGAGAUACAGAUAAUGGCUUGUCUUGUUAUAAUAAUAAUAAUAUUAAUAAUAAUAAUAAUUUAUCCAAAAGGAAAUUUCUCAUACAGUUUGUGCAUUAUAACUAUAGAAAACCAAAAUAUACAUUCACACUAGACUCACUCAUAAUUUACAUUUGAAAUGUUUAUAUCAGAUAGUUGAAUUGUGUUUAAUGAUUUGUGGAAGAAGAGUUUUUUUGUAUCUGUUUGACUUCGCUAUCGGUGUCUUGUAUCUCUUUUGUGAUUGUAAAAUCACAAAAUUCUAACCAAAAGGGUGAUUUUUUUAUUUCUAAACUCUUUAUGGCUUUCUUAUGAAUGUUUUUCUCGGACAGCUGCUCAAAUGGGUUUUGUUUUCUUUACCAAUGACCUUACCAGCAUCAUUUAGGAUUUUAUCGAGUUUAUUUUUAAUUUUAAUGUUCAGAUUGCCAUACUAGGCAGUGAUAUUAAAACUUAUAAAAUAUUGUUGAUGUGAGCUUGAUAAAACAUAGUCAAGGCCUUUUCGCUAACAUUAAAUGAGGACAUCUUUCUAAGUAAUUGUAAUCUCUGCUGCCCUUUUUUGCUGAUAUAAUCAGUAUUUGCAGUAAAAUUUUAUUUGUCUAAGCUAGUGCCAAGGUAUUUAAAAGUUUGCAUUAUUUCAAUGGUCUCUCUCGCUACAAAAACAUCAUUUCUUUGGUUUUUUUUUUUUGUUUUUUUUUACAUUUAAUAUUUAAAAAAAUUAUCUUUACAGUCUUUUUUUUUCAAUGUGUUCUAUUUCUCUGAAAUAUUCUUAGAGCAGACAAGAAGAGCCGCAUCAUUAGCAAAUUUUUUGAGGAUCAAAAGAACUCGGAUUUUAAAUCAUUAGUGUACAAAAUGAACCACAAUGACGAUGUCACAGCCACCUGGGGCGCCCCUGUGUUAUCCAGUAGCGGCCUUAGGGGCAACCGCCCCAGAAAUAACACUGUUAACAAUAUUAUGUGCAUUUGAUAUUGCAUUGUUUAUCCUAACCCUCUGAGGUCUUUGGGUCAAAAAUUCAUUAGCCCAUGAAUUAAUCAUUUGGGAAUGACCCCCCUUGCUUUUGAAGAGGAGGGGUUCCAAUGUAAAUUUUGUUUUUAUUGUCUAAGGUUGAGAAGCACUGCUUCAUAUCUAAUGUUCUUUUUGUUCUCUGAUUUUAUACAUAUAAAUAUACACACACUCACUAGCCAGAUAUGACCCACGGCCUAUGGACCUUAGUUUGUGUAUUACUUAUGUACUGGAUUGGAUUUAGAUCUAUGUCAAACAUGGUGAAUGUUCCCUUCACAAUUUUAAAAAUAUUGUUGCGAAAAUAAAAGUAUUGUGUGAACAUUGGUUUAGUCCGACAUAUUCAUAUCUCAAAUAAAACAGGUUUUUACUUGA
Messenger RNA from Biomphalaria glabrata, 4584 nucleotides. Its product is annotated as cyclin-dependent kinase 9-like. The coding region runs from base 141 to 1247 and encodes 368 amino acids. Gene Ontology annotation, biological process: protein phosphorylation. Gene Ontology annotation, cellular component: nucleus. Lineage: Eukaryota; Metazoa; Mollusca; Gastropoda; Planorbidae. The record is from RefSeq and is a predicted model, not a curated record. Gene Ontology annotation, molecular function: ATP binding; cyclin-dependent protein serine/threonine kinase activity. The transcript is spliced from 7 exons.